AAAACACCAAGAAGACAACAUGACAAUAUCAAUAAUUUAUUGACUCAUCCUGUAGCAGAGCGGAUGUUAUAUCAGGCAAACUCCAUCUAGAUGAUGCAUCGAUACACAACGCUACUGACAUUGCCAUCCACAAUCCUGCACACCAGCUACUAUGCGCUUCAACACCCUCAUACUCUUUCUUAUUUACAUCCUACCAACUACGCUAGCCCUCCGUCCCCGACCAUGGACACCUAAAGACCCUUGUCCCACUUCUAUCAAGGCAUAUAUUCACGAUGAACCUUGCCGGUCCGACGAUUGCGAUCCCGAUCAUUUCGCUUUCACAUCCUUGAACUCCGUCCACUCCGCCCUUCUUACCUGCCCCAACAUAUCCUCCCUGGAUAUCAGCAUCUGGGGAUUCUGUAGUACAUGGCCAGACCGGAUGGACCUACCACUGAGCCCUUUCGGUGGUGAGACAUAUCCCGAUAUCAAGUCUUUGCAGGUUUUGGGCUACUACGGAUGGGAUAGACGGGAAAGUCGCAACGUUUGGAAUGCGCCGAAGUGUCUCGCACAGAGCAAACUGGAAUGCUUCAAGGACACCUUGUACUGGUAUUACAAACGACAUUGGCAGAGCUGGCUUGCAUGGUGCACGCAAUCGAAACAUCAGCUUGAGAAGACCAACGCGGAGUUGUGGCUUGAUGCGAUGGACUGGAAGUGUAUCGAGGAGCUUUCCGUAGAUACAGUCCCAGACAGCGUGCGAAAGGUCCUCUCGCAGUCCCGAGCGCUGCGGAAGCUGAAGACAACAGACGGCGAACUCAUCCUGAACUUGCCAAAGAACAUGCUGACGCACCUGUCUCUUGUCAACGGCGAGCGCGACACGGCCCUUUUCGACGAUAUUUUGAACCAUCAGGGCGGGUCUUUAGAGAGUCUUGAGAUGCGCUGGGAUACUGAGCAUCAUCCAUGGAGGUAUAACGGCGAUCUUGACGACGAGAUCCUGAUAAUAACGAAAAGCGCGAAGAAACUCAGGCAUCUUAGCAUGAACGUCUUGCGUAACGCUACCAGCUCGCCUUUGGAAACGUUGGAAAAGAUUGCUACUAUACCCACAUUGCGAGAAGCGGACUUGUGGAUACAAGUGCUCGACCCAUGGAACUUGGGCGCGGACGAGUUCAGCGAUCAAUAUAAGGGGGAGACCAGAAUCGGACCACCACUCCUUAGCCACAGAGGAGCGCUGAGCAUCUUCAGGUAUAUGAGAGACAAGAAGCAAGGGGAAGAGUUGGAGAAAGUAACCUUUUGGGUUGGCGACUGGACAGAUAAUUGGUACGAGGAUGACCCAAGAGUGAAGGUAGCAUGCGAAGCGAAAACAGAUGUUGACAUGAAAGACUGGUGUGUGGGGGAAGACGAGUGGCCACAAGCGGAUUUUCAGUGUGGGACGUUAUGAGUUUUGAAUUUACGCUGGCUUCUCAGUAGAUACAUGCAUAUUCUUCCCAUCUUAGUCGUGACUGACGGUGGGAUCCCAUGCGCAGGGCUCAUACACUCCGGUAUCCAGGCUCUCCAU
Alternaria rosae is the source of this 1531-nucleotide messenger RNA. RefSeq lists its product as uncharacterized. The coding region runs from base 152 to 1414 and encodes 420 amino acids. The record is from RefSeq and is a predicted model, not a curated record. The transcript has a single exon. NCBI's taxonomy places the organism in Eukaryota, Fungi, Ascomycota, Dothideomycetes, Pleosporales, Pleosporaceae.